CCAUUUACAUUCAUUGUUGCUUGGACGUGGCAGCCAUGACGUGAUUUCUGAGUUUUUGUUAAACAGAUUACACUCUUAAUUGUAGCGAAAACUGUUAAUUUAGGGGAAUACGUGCAUUACUCGUCACCGCCUUUCGUUAUUGCCAGUGUAAAGCCAGAAAUCCAGUGCGUAAUAUAUCCACUAAAAAAAAGAAGAAAGAAAAGUGUGUGCAAAAAAAUAAAAACCUGAAAUUACCACAAAAUAUAUAUAUGUAUUGUUGUAGAGUGAAAUUAAGUCAAAGCAACAACAAGGCGUCGGAGCAGAAAUCACCAAUAUAAACAAAAAAGCAACAAUCAACCUACAACAAUACAGAAGUCAACGUCCAAAUUUAAAGCUCAUUUUGCGUGUGUGUUGCUGCCUUUAUCGAUUGACCGAUACCCCAGCCUCUGGCCAAUCGAUACAACUCGCAUUUACCAACACUGCUGGGCGAGAGAGCAGAGCGAGUGAACGCAAAACAGCUGAUUGCGACUGGCACACGCUUGUUGUUGCAGUUGGGCUGUUUUUUUCUUUCUGUUUUGUUGGAACUUUUUCGCUGCAACGCGAGAAAGAGAACGGGGAAAGAGAGCAGCAGAAACAACUACGUGUGACGUGGUGUGGGGGCAUACAGGUGGCAAAACAGCUGUUCCAACAGCAAAAUCAAUCUGUUUUUUAGUAGAAUACAUAAUCAAUUUGCCGCCUGCAGUUUUCCAGCUAAAUACAUACACACAAUCAAAAAAUCAACUAAUAAAGCAACAGCAGGAGAGACGGACUUUCAAAGGCAGCUUCCAGGACGACUACUUCCACAACGAGUGCUUCCCGUCCUUCCCGUCCACGACCGGUCACCUUCCAAGCAAACACAACCCCCUUCCACGAUUUCCAAGCUGGCCCAACAAGCAGCGGACAGCAACCUUCCAACAACUGAUCCCAUUAUCCAUUAUCCGGGAACGAUCGAGGGGCUGUCUAAUUGCUAUCUAAUUGGCGGCUAGCUGCGCGCACGUUAUGACCAAUUCGAUUGCGUCAACGAAAUGCCUGCCCAAUGCACUAUCGACCGGCAAUUAUGGAAUGUCCCAGAGCCACCGUUACACCGAUGAUAGCAAGGAGUACAUCAUCGUCAAGCUCACCGAUUCCGCGUUCCGUGCGAUCGAGGAAUAUCAGCGCGAUGACAACGCCAAGCGCCUGCAGCCCGGCCAGCGGGCCAAGAUCCAAUUUGUGGGCAACACGGGCGUCAUCCAGUUCCCGCUACCAGCGUCGGAUGCUAAUGGCAUCCCUAAUGCUAAUGGCAAUGGCAGCGACGCGGCCGGAGGAGGAGUCGGUGGUGGUCGCAAGUUCGGCUUCACUAUCAACAAUAUGGAGGGAACGCUGGAGUGCGUUCAGCAGCAGCAACAGAACCUCGGAGUCCUCGGAGCAGUCGCCUUGCGCAUGCGGAUCCAUGCCAACGACGAUGUCUACGAUACGACACGCACAAAAAUGGCCAUUGCCGAGGAGACGGAGAAGAGCAAGUGCAUCAGGGAGAUUAAGCCGAAUCAGUCGGAUAUCGGGCGUAAGGUGAAGAAGCCGCCAUCUGCAGUACAAGCCUCCGCCUCCACCGCCUCCGCCUUCUCCUCCUCCAACUCCAACUCCGGUUUGACGACGACGGCAUUUCAUCAUCACAGCAACAGCAACAGUAACAACAGUGGGAACAACAAUAGCAGCAGCAGCAAUAGUUUUAAUAGCAACAACCAUAGUCGUAAGUUAGUUUCAUCGCCAUUUAAUGGCCUAGGCGUAGGAUCCAGCAGCUCCUCCAGCGCGUUUGCCUCGCGUUCGCCCAAUCCCAGCACACUGGGCGCCAGCGGAACAGUCAAUGGCUCUGGCUCUGGCGGGGGUGGUGGUCGCUAUGGUGGUGGAGCCGCCUCCUCGCUAGCUUCCACAUUCGCCAAUGGCAUCUCGCAGGGCUACAACAACCUGAGUGGCAGCUCGCCAAGGGAUGCCAUGCCAGCAGCAGCAGCAUCAUCAGCAUCAGCAUCAGGUGCGCUUGCAUCAUCAGCCAUCUCCUCACGCAACAAGAUGCCAAGCGGAGGCCUCACCUCCUCCAACUCCUCCUCGUCCUCCAGGAGUGCCAAUAACAAGUCGUCGGGUGUGUCUAGGCGCAAUAUUCGCGAACGCCUCAUCCAUCUACUGGCCCUUAAAGCUUUCAAGAAACCGGAGCUCUUUGCACGGCUAAAGAACGAGGGCAUACGGGAUCGGGAACGCAACCAGAUCACCAACAUACUCUUGGACAUCAGCACCAUGUCGCACAACACGUACAAUCUGCGGCGCCAGAUGUGGAACGAUGUGGACGAGAACUGGCCCUUCUUUAGCGAGCAGGAAGCGCAGCAGCUGAAGCGUCGCAAGCCGCAGAACCUGACGCCGCCGAUGAGCUCAGAUGCGGGCAGCUCGACCUCCGGCCAGAGUCCAACAUCGACGCACACAGGCAGUCCGCCGCCACCGUCGGGUAAUGGCGGACCAGGAGGGGCCGGCGGAGGUGGAGCGGGCGGCGGCAGCCUGAAGCGGACCAGCCUCGAGUACGACGAGACUAUGUUCAGCACUGUUCAGCCCAAGAAGCAGCGCAUCAGUCACUACAAGAAGGACACUCCGCCCUCGGGAACGUCGUACUCCUCCCCCGCGGUGACAAUGUCUCUAGGCUCCUCCGCCUCCAGUCGUAAUCGGUAUACGCCGCCGCAACGCCAGCCGGGUCCGCUGGACGAUCACAGCACCAGUGAUCUCAGCUAUAAUGUGCUGGACAACAUGGAGGAGUUUAUGAGCUCAACGGCAGCAGCCACGCAGCAAUCGAUGGAGCAGCAGCAACAGCAACAGCAACUGCUUCAGCAGCAGCAACAGCUUCAACAGCAGCAACAGCUACAGCAGCAGCAACAGCUACAGCAGCAGCAACAGCAGCAGCAAAAGCCACGGAGCAGUAGCAGCAGUAGCAGUAGUAGACGAGGCAGCUCCUCGAUGGCUGGCACCAGCAAUGGUGGUAACAACAAGGAUAAACGGAACUCCACGGGCAGCAAUUCCAGUAGCUCCAGUGGUUACGAAACGCAGCAGGAUCGCCAGCGUACAACGGGGGCGAUGUCAUCGAACCGCAGCAGCAGUAGCAGUAAAUCCUCAUCCGCCUCCGCUUCCGCCUCCUCUUCGACGACGCCGCCCAAGCUGGCGGCCAGUUUUGUGCCCGCUGCCGCCCCUGCAUCCACUUCCGGUUCCAACAAGCAGCGUAAGCCGCCCCAGCAGAGCGACAACACGUACAAUAGCAAUAACACGCAACAUGCGGCCUCCAAUAGCAAGAAAAGGACGAGUAGUAGUGGUCCCAGUGGUGGAGCGAAUGGCCAGCGGCAAAGGAGUUCCAGUGCCUCAAAGUCUGGCUAUCAGCAGGUGCCGCCACCCGCAUCCUCAUCCUCUUCCUCAGCCUCCUCCAACUCGCGAUCGUCUCUCCAGCAGCAGCAGCAUCAACAAAAGCAGCAGCAACAUCAGCCGCAGCAACAGCAACCGCAUCAGGCGCAGCAGCAACAGAAUCAUUACCAUCAGCAGGCCAAGCAUCCGUCUCCAACGCAACAGUUGGCGGCAGCCGCCCAUGCCUAUGCCCAUGCGACCGCAGAUGCAGACUCAUCCUCCAUGCCCCGUUACGACUUCAGCAAAUACGUGCCCAUCCAAACGCUGGAGGUGCGGCGGCGCUAUAAGACUGAAUUCGAGAGCGACUACGAUGAGUACCGCAAGCUGUUGACGCGCGUGGAGGACGUGCGCAAUCGUUUCCAGGAUUUGUCCGAGCGUCUGGAGAGCGCCAGGCGCUGCGACAACGGAUACGGGGACUAUGAUCACAUCAAGCGGCAGAUUGUGUGCGAGUACGAGCGGAUCAAUAACGAUCGCACUAUUGGAGAGGACAAGCAGCGCUUUGAUUACCUGCACGCCAAGCUGGCGCACAUCAAGCAGCUGGUGAUGGACUAUGACAAGACUUUGAUGAGUGCCACGACGGCGGUGACGGCCACGGAAGUGGUGGCGCCUCCAGCUCCGGAUCCAGCGGUGGCGGAAGCUGCCGCUAGGCUGGCCGAGCAGCAGAGGCGGCAGCACCAUGCUGUGGAAACGAUAGAACAGAAGCAGCAAAAGCAACGCCACCAUCCCCAGCAGCAGCAGCAACAUCAGCAGCAGCGGCAACAUCAGCAGCAUAACCCACAGCAGCAACAUCAUUUGCAGCAGCAACAUCAUAUACAGCAGCAACAGCAACUACAUGCACAGGAGCAACAUCAGCAACCGCAUGCACAGGAGCAACAUCAGCAGAAUGGGAGCGAUUCGGAUGACAGUUCGGACAGCUCGGACUCCAACGAUGAUGACGACGAGGACUGCGAUGAUUCCAACUCAAACUCCAAUACCGAUGACGAUGAGGCUCGCUAUUGAUCCUGUUGGGACUACUUCGAUGACCAUCCGCUGAACCCCCAUGUAAAAAGGCAAAACAAGCAAGAAACUAUUAUAAAUACUACAAACUAUUAUAGUAAAAACGGAAAAAAACAACAAACAAAUCAACAAAACCGACAAAAACACCAACAAAAACGUUCUAAAAGAAAAUUGUACUACAAGCAAAAAAAAACCUUCAAAAAAAUGUUGAAAUUAUGUUAACAAAAACUAAACAAAAAAUACAAACUUUCGCGUAAAAUAAUUUUUAUUACAUUAAAAACGAGGGUAGGCGGCAGGCAAGUUCUGCUGCCACCGAUUUCUACACAUAUAUAAAUAUACAUAUAUGAACUAUAUACAUAACAACAAGCCAGAAGAAGACGAGAUGAGGAGGAAACAAAAUCAAUAUUUUUAAAAACAACGGCGAAAGCAAAAAAAAAUUAUAUACGAGUUGUAGACUUAAUUUUUUGUUGAGCAUAUUGAGCAGCUUAAAUAAGCGCAGGCAUAAGUAACUAAAUGAAAACGAAAACAUGUUUUUCCUUGCGUUUUGUGUGUAAUAAUUAUUAUUAUUAUUAUAUUAUUAUUAUCAACUUUUAAAUAUAGCGUGUAUGUUUUUCGUUUUUAAAUCUAGACUCUUCUUAUUUUUAUUCUUGAUUUUUGUUUAACAUUUGUUACAAACGGCAAACACUCACACCUCACACAAGAAAAAAUCCACAAAAAUAUCACACACACAGUACACUCAUCGACAAAUUUUUUGCAUUUUUGGGCAUAGCUUUUGUUUUAGAUUUGUGUAUAGAAAGAGAGAGAUUGAGAGAGAUAUAGCGAGCGAGUAGGCCAGCACAAAGUGUCCUCGCUGCUGUCGACUGCACGUGCCCAAAUCCGGGAUCCAGGUUAUAGUGGGAUUUGGGUUUGGGGUCGGGAUCCGGAUCCGGAUUGGGAUUGGGUGCGAGUAGAGUUAACUGAUAUUGAGCCAAUGUUUGCCUAGGCCUACGAUGACCACAACUGAAUACCGUAACCGACAAACAGACAGACACACUGAGAGAAAAAGAGAGCACCACAGAAACGAUCUUAAAAAUCAAUUGCAUAUUGUUGGGGAAGUUGGUAAUUCAAAGUCUUUUUAAAUAUUCUCUUUUGGCCAGAACUGGUUUUUUUUAAGCCUAUGUUUGCCAGAAACUUUGAGUUUGUAAAUGUAAUGCAAAGAAAAGUCCAUAUAAAUUUAUUGAGAAACAAAAUUUUAUCGUAAUAAUCUGAGGCCAAUUCAAUGCAUUUCAAUUCAGAUUUAAUCUCUAAGAAUAAUUUAAGCUGUUCGUAAACGGUGAAGUGACUGCAUGAGCCAUUUUCAUGGAUUUAAAUUUUGAUCGUUCAGUCGCUUCAUCGUUUACAACCAGCUCAAUACCUCUUUGGUCUUAUCAACCCCCAUUAAAUAUGCGCUUUUAUGUGUGUAAAUUAUAUUUCCCUUUGGUGGUGUUGCAUGCGGGCGUGCCUCUAAACAAUAGACUGAACUUUUAAACGGCUUGUGUAGAAAAAAAUUCUUCUGUUUUAUGGAUAACUAGUUAAUUUGUUAUAUAUUUUUGUGUUUUAAUUAUACACAGGUUUUUGUUUGGCGUACGUAGCGUUUAUAGUUUUCUUAGCCAACUCCAGCAGUACCAUUACCGUACCGUACCUUUCCAAUCUGUAAACUGUGUCGAAAACUAAACAAAUAGAGACAUUUUCAGAACUGACCGAAGACAGAGACUUUAUUUAUAUUAUUUGCGGCUUUGGACUAGUUAUUGCUCAAAACUAUGAGAGGACUAAUAGAAAUGAUAUACUUAAUGGUUGUAUCACAGCUAUGGCGGCCCCUUAAGUUGUUUGCUUUUAGUUUUAGGACAACUCUAAGCAUGUUACGAAAGCUUCCUUAAGUAAAAUAAUAAUAAUAACAAACUUAACAAAAUACAAGCUAAAGUGGGAGGAGAGAUGAUAAAGUCGCUUAAAAAUUAUCAAAUUAUUUGCUGAAACUCUAGUGUCCAAAAUGAAGAUAGGGAGACGAAACGAAACAAAAGCAAAACAAAGAAGGUUAAAAACUAACACGAAAUUGAAGAAACCAUGAAAUUUUAGCUAUUUCGUUGCAAUAUUUUUUAUAUAUGAUAUUUAAGUAGUAGGGGAGGAAACAAACGAAUGGGAAAAUCAAAUGAAACAUUGAGAUCAAGUUGCAAAAAAUCAAGCGUUUAAAAUCGAUUCGUAGCAAUUACAACAAAAACAAAAUCAUAUAUACAAUUUAUAUACAACAACAAAAAAAACCACUAAAUAUAUACACAAUAUAUAUAUAUAUAUACAUAUAUCUAUAUAUAUGUACAACAUUGACAUUUGAUAAGCAACAAAAGAAACUUACUAGUUUUAUAUAAAUGCCACGCCCUCAUACAUAAAUAAACCACAUAUGACACGCCCACAAAAAACACACAACAAACACAGACACACAUGAACUAACACAGCAAUUGAAAAGGAACUUAUUAACGAUUAAUGAUUGUGUAAGCCGAGAAAAAAAGAAGAGUAAACCAGAUCAAGAGACAUGAGAAAAUAUUAUUAUUAUUAUUGUACAUCUAAGAGCAAAACCGCUGACAAGACCAGCAGAAUGAAAAAU
Messenger RNA from Drosophila rhopaloa, 7033 nucleotides. RefSeq names its product RNA polymerase II elongation factor Ell (gene Su(Tpl)). Bases 1018 to 4422 code for a protein of 1134 amino acids. Gene Ontology annotation, molecular function: cis-regulatory region sequence-specific DNA binding. The transcript has 5 exons. Lineage: Eukaryota; Metazoa; Arthropoda; Insecta; Diptera; Drosophilidae. The record is from RefSeq and is a predicted model, not a curated record. Gene Ontology annotation, cellular component: transcription elongation factor complex. Gene Ontology annotation, biological process: positive regulation of transcription elongation by RNA polymerase II; snRNA transcription by RNA polymerase II; transcription elongation by RNA polymerase II.